AAUGGAAAUGGUCGUGUGUCUAUUGUGUCGGGAAGAGAUGGGCGUAGGCCAGCCCCCUCAUCUAAUAUUCAGCCUGUAGUGAGGGGGGGAUGCUGAGCGUGAGCCAGGCAGUGCCCUGUUGAUAGUGUGUGCGAGUAAGCAAGGGAUAAAGAUUGGUGUUGAAUAGCCAAAUAAAUAUAAGCUUCACCCUACACCAAGUGGUGUCUAUAGGGGGGUUAGCAGUCAGCCAUGGAUACCUCCACCUCCCUGAAGAUGACCUCUCUGGCCGUUCAGAGUCUGUUCAGCUACGUGGAGGAGGAGAACCUCACAGCCAUCAAAGCACAUUUGGACAAGUUCAAAGAUGUGGACAGCAGGAGUGAUAAUGGACAGACUCCGCUGAUGGUGGCGUCAGAGCAGGGCAAUGUGGAGAUAGUACAGGAGCUUCUAAGGAGAGGAGCCAACGUUAACUUGGACGAUGUUGACUGCUGGACGGCGUUGAUCUCGGCAGCGAAGGAGGGCCACAUCGAGGUGGUGAGAGAACUGCUGGAGAACAAUGCUAACCUGGAACAUCGAGACAUGGGAGGGUGGACUGCUCUCAUGUGGGGAGCCUACAAAGGUCAUACAGAUGUGGCCCAGAUGCUCAUGGACAAAGGAGCUAACCCCAACAUCACCGGACAGUACAGCGUCUACCCCAUUAUCUGGGCGGCAGGUCGAGGCCACGCAGAGAUUGUCCAUCUCCUGCUGCAGCACGGAGCCAAGGUCAACUGCUCGGACAAGUAUGGCACCACUCCUUUGAUCUGGGCAGCGAGGAAAGGCCACUACGACUCUGUGAUGCACCUUCUGGCCAACGGAGCUGAUGUGGACCAAGAAGGAGCCAACUCCAUGACGGCUCUGAUUGUGGCAGUGAAAGGUGGCUAUACAGAGGUUGUAAAGGAGCUGCUGAAGAGUAACCCAAACGUCAACAUGACCGACAAGGAUGGCAACACCGCCCUCGCCAUUGCUGCCAAGGACGGUCACACCGAGAUCGUACAGGACCUGCUGGAUGCCGGCACCUAUGUCAAUAUCCUGGACAGGAGUGGGGAGACGAUGCUGAUUGGAGCGGUGAGAGGAGGCCAUGUGGAGAUAGUCCGAGCUCUGCUGAACAAAUACGCUGAUAUUGACGUCAGGGGAAUGGAUGGAAAGACUGCCCUCUACUGGGCAGUGGAGAAAGGCAACGCCUCCAUGGUGAGAGACAUCCUGCAGUGUAACCCGGACACCGAAAGCUGCACUAAGGAUGGAGAGACCCCACUCAUCAAAUCCACAAAAAUGAGGAACAUAGAGAUCGUGGAACUCCUGCUGGAUAAAGGAGCCAAGGUGUCUGCAGUGGAGAAGAAAGGAGACACGCCGCUCCACAUUGCCAUCAGAGGGCGCAGCAGAAAGCUGGCUGAGCUGUUGCUGAGGAACCCUAAAGAUGGCCGCCUGCUCUACCGCCCCAACAAAGCUGGAGAAACACCAUACAACAUUGACUGCACCCACCAGAAAAGCAUCCUCACACAGAUAUUUGGAGCCAAGCACCUCUCCCCCUCUGAGUCUGAUGGAGACAUGUUGGGUUAUGACCUGUAUAGCAGUGCUCUAGCAGACAUCCUGAGUGAGCCCACCAUGCAGCCCCCGAUCUGCGUUGGCCUGUACGCCCAGUGGGGCAGCGGCAAAUCCUUCCUUCUUAAGAAACUGGAGGAUGAGAUGAAGACCUUUGCAGGCCAGCAGAUAGAGCCCUUGUUCCAGUUCUCCUGGCUGGUGGUCUUCCUCACCCUGCUGCUCUGCGGCUCACUGGCUAUGGUUCUGGGAUUUACUGUCGAUCCCCAGCUGGCAAUCGCCGUCUCCCUCAGCCUCCUCGCUCUGCUCUACAUCUUCUUUGUGUUGGUGUACUUUGGAAGUCGGCGUGAGAGGGAGAGCUGGCACUGGGCGUGGGUCAUCAGCACCCGUCUGGCUCGCCAAGUCGGUUACAUGGAGCUGCUGCUCAAACUGAUGUUUGUCAACCCCCCCGAACUUCCUGAGCAGACCACCCGCGCACUGCCUGUCAGGUUCCUGUUCACAGACUACAACCGUCUGUCCAGUGUUGGAGGGGAGACCUCCAUGGCUGAGAUGAUCGCCACGCUCUCUGAUGCCUGUGAGAGAGAGUUUGGCUUCAUGGCCUCCAGGCUCUUCAGGGUUUUCAAGAAAGAUGAGAUCCAAGGUAAGAAGUGGAAGAAAACAUGCUGCGUUCCCUCCUUCGUGCUGUUUGUCUUGACACUGGGAUGCCUGAUCACUGGUGUGGCCCUGUUGGCCAUCUUUAAGGUGGACCCUAAUAACUUCACAGUAAAUGCAGUGCUGAUAGCCAUGGCCAGUGUGGUGGGUCUGGCCUUACUGCUCAACUUCAGGACCUGGUGGCAGGUGGCUGACUCCGUCCUCAACUCCCAGAGGAAACGUCUGCACAGUGCUGCCAACAACUUACAUAAACUCAAGAGUGAAGGGUUUAUGAAGGUUCUGAAGCAUGAAGUGGAACUAAUGUCAAAAAUGGCCAAAACCAUUGAUGGCUUUACCCAGAACCAGACACGAAUGGCCGUCAUCAUCGACGGACUGGACGCCUGUGAGCAGGACAAAGUUCUGCAGAUGCUGGACACGGUCAGGGUACUCUUCUCCAAAGGGCCUUUUAUUUCCGUUUUUGCCAGUGACCCCCAUAUCAUCAUCAAAGCUAUCAACCAAAACCUCAACAGUGUGCUGAGAGACUCCAACAUCAACGGACACGACUACAUGAGGAACAUCGUCCACCUGCCAGUAUUCCUCAACAGCAGAGGCCUCAGCACGGCCAAAAAGCUCUGCACCGCUGCCCCCGUCAACGGAGAGCCACUUCCUGCUGAGGGAUGGCAUGAAGACUUGGACAGGAAGAUGUCUCAGACCAGCAUGGACCAGGCCAAGUUUGGCAGCAAGAACGCCCUCAACCGCAGGGACACAUACAGGCGUCGGCAGAUGCAGAGGACCGUCACGAGACAGAUGUCCUUCGACCUGACCAAGCUGCUGGUGACUGAGGACUGGUUCAGCGACAUCAGCCCACAGACCAUGAGGAGGCUGCUCAACAUAGUCUCCAUUACAGGUCGUCUGUUGAGGGCCAAUCAGAUCAUCUUCAACUGGGACCGGCUGGCCUCUUGGAUCAACCUGACCGAGGAGUGGCCUUACAGAACGUCAUGGAUCAUCCUCUUUCUGGAAGAGAACGACGGAGUGUCCGACCACACUGCUCUCAAGACCAUCUAUGAGAGAAUUUCUAAGAACAUCCCCACCACUAAGGACGUGGAGCCGCUGCUGGAGAUCGAUGGAGACAUCCGCAGCUUUGAGGUCUUCCUGUCCUCCAGGACCCCCGUGCUCGCUGCCAAGGAUGUGGAGAUGUUCCUGCCCUGCACUGUCAACCUGGACCCCAAACUCAGGGAGAUCAUAGCAGAUGUGCGUGCCGCCAGGGAGCAGAUGCACAUCGGAGGAGUGACCUAUCCCACGCUGCCCCUGCAGGAAGCUCUGCCCCGCCCCCAUUCAGGUUAUGGCCAGCACUCUGCCGCCUGCUCUCCAGCGGGCUCCUUCGCCGGGUCACUGCCCCCUCCUCAGCCUCACAGUGCCUACUUCAGUGGGAUGACCGGCCCUCAGCACCCCUUCUAUAACCGGCCUUAUUUCCCCCAUCAUGUGUAUCACCUGCCUCGGCCUUACUCCCACCACCAUGUCCCCCCAUACUCGCGUCCCUCCAUUAAACCACCUGGUCAACUUAAGGACAACCCCAAUGGACUUCAUUUAAAGUCGCUGCCUUACAAAUUAAAGCAGGUCUCUUCUGCGGCCCUGCUGAGCUCCAUGAACACAGAUGCAGUGUGUGAGCGGCUCAGGCAGUUAGAUGGAAUCGACCCCAGCAUGCUGCCUCAGUACGCCUCCACCAUCAAGAAGGCCAAUAUAAAUGGCCGAGUGCUCUCUCAGUGCAACCUGGACGAGCUGAAGAAAGAGAUGGAGAUGAACUUUGGGGACUGGCAGCUCUUCAGGGGAACGGUGAUGGAGCUACGUCAUGCUGAAAGCCACGCUCUGAUCCAAGACGAGUCCCGAGCUGCGAGCGAGCAGGGCAGCAGCGUGCACCACGGGGAGCCCAGCAGGCGCUCGGGGGGGGCCCAGCAUGAAGCAGCGGCCUUCAGCCUGAACCUCAGCUUCGAGGAGCUGAGCGGAGCGGGGCUCGAGGAACCUCCGAGACACAGCAACAACACACACUGGCCGGUUGCAAAUCUUCGUGCCUCGAGCAUGUCCAGCCUCAACUCUCAGGAAUCCUCUAAUGACAUCUGCAAGCUGACAGACAAGCAGCAGGCGGAGUACCAUGACGCCUACAAGGAAUACAUCGCUCAGAUGGCCCAGGUGGAGAUGUCCGGCACUGGGGGGGAGAGGCCGGUGCAGCCCCUACCGGGACAGUUCCUCCAGGCUGCCAGCUCAGAGGACAAAGGGGCCAAGGAAGGCGCUGACCAAGACAGCCGCAAGUCCUUCAACAAGAGAGGCUCCAAGACUAGUGACGCCACAGACUUCUCCUCAGGGGCCGAUGCCCUGCCUCUAGACCCCAUCAGUGAAGAGGACGAGAAGCUGGACCACAGCACAUCGUCCAGGACGCCGGGCUCCAGGAAGAAGGGAGCCGGGUCUCUGUACCACAAGCUGCCCAACGAUGAAGACUCCGGGCCAGAAGAAGCUGACAACACCACACCUCUCCUCCAUGAAGAGGAUCGAGUCCAGUCCAGCGGGCUGCUGGCCAAGCCUGGCUUCCUCUCCGAAAUCCUCCUGGAUAAGAAGGACUCGUCGGACUCGGGGAUGCGCUCCAGCGACAGCUCCUCAGACCGCUCCCUGGAAGAGGCUGAAGGAGACGGAGAAGCUCUGAAGCCCAGUCUGAUCGAGCUGGAGCUGGAGGGCCUGGUGAAGAAGAGAGGUCUCCUCCCCAGCAGCCUGAGCGGCCUGCAGGACGUCCGCAUGUCCAUCUGCUCCGAGGCCGCGUCCGAGGCCAGCUUCAUGGCCAGCAGCCCAGAUGAGGGCUGGCCGUCCAGCGGGGUCGGCAAUCUCAACUGCACCCCCGGCAACAGCACCCUUAAUGACAACGCACACAGCCCUGACGACCCUUACACCAACAACAGCCAUCUGCAGCAGGCUAGCAUGACAGGCACGGAGUCCACCAUCUCCUCCUCCAGCAUCGACGACUCGCCAGCUGUCAUCAUCACCCCCGGCAGCAGCAGCACUGCCAACACCACAACUGCAGCCAUCCACAACCAGAACCUGCGCACCAUCAGCCUGGGAGACGAGAUAGAGAGCGCCCUCUGAGGAGCUGCCGACUGUGUGACAAGGGUCAUGUAGACUUUUUCAUGUUGUUGUGCAUUAUUGUGCUGUUGGUGUUGUGACUUGUUCCAAAGAACUAGAUAUUAGGAAGGAAAUGUAGAAAGUGUUGCUGUGAAUCAAGAUUAGUAAACAAAAGCGUCAAUUAUUUGGUUAGUUAAAAAAAAUAACUUUUAUUUAAACAAUUGAUGCAUCCAAACAAGUGGUAAUUAAUGAUACCAAAAAUGCUUCAGUCAGGUCAAAUUGGGAUUGCUUAACUUUCCAAUACAAUUGGAAUAUUAAAUUAUUAUGUGAAAGUGAUGCGGUUAUGGAUAUAGUGUGUCUAGUGAUGAAAUGUUACAUGUUGUGGAUAUCAUAUUGUUACAGAAAGAAACGUGUGUAUUUGAGGAAAUGUAGUAAUGACCGAUAAAACAAGGUUCUGUGUUGCGGAAGACUAUUGUCUCCGCAGUGUGCAGUGGUGUGUUUGGUAGAUGGAAUGUCUCAAAUAGAUGACAGUGUACACAGUGGUGCAGUCAGUGUGUUCUUGGCAGGUUAUGUAGUAGUAUAAGUGCAUGCACUAGUUUCCAAAGUGAUUGUCUCUUCCAAAUUGUGAACGGGUGUUGUGUGAAUCAAUAAAGAUUCUGCUAUGUUGACCCUUGAAA
Molecule: messenger RNA, 5963 nt
Organism: Gymnodraco acuticeps
Lineage: Eukaryota; Metazoa; Chordata; Actinopteri; Perciformes; Bathydraconidae
Product: kinase D-interacting substrate of 220 kDa B-like
Exons: 32
Coding region: 229-5310 (1693 amino acids)
Molecular function (GO): protein binding
Source: RefSeq, a predicted model, not a curated record